This is a messenger RNA of Lolium rigidum, 646 nucleotides long. RefSeq names its product iron-sulfur assembly protein IscA-like 3, mitochondrial. Gene Ontology annotation, molecular function: 2 iron, 2 sulfur cluster binding. Lineage: Eukaryota; Viridiplantae; Streptophyta; Magnoliopsida; Poales; Poaceae. Gene Ontology annotation, cellular component: cytoplasm; mitochondrion. Gene Ontology annotation, biological process: iron-sulfur cluster assembly. The coding region runs from base 16 to 417 and encodes 133 amino acids. The record is from RefSeq and is a predicted model, not a curated record. The transcript has 3 exons.
CCGUGGUGGCAUACCAUGUCGUCAUCUGCACUGAGGGCCACGGCGCAGAAGGCGGGUCCUGCUGCCCGGAAGCAGGCGCUCACCUUGACGGAGGCCGCGGCGGCUCGGGUGCGCCAGCUCCUCGACCUCAGGCAGCGGCCGUACCUGCGCCUUGGCGUCAAAGCGCGCGGCUGCAAUGGCCUGUCUUACACGCUCAAUUAUGCAGAAGAAAAAGGGAAGUUUGACGAGCUUGUGGAAGAGAAAGGAGUAAAAGUACUUAUCGACCCCAAGGCUCUGAUGCACGUGAUCGGCACUAAGAUGGAUUACAUCGAUGAUCCACUGAGGUCCGAGUUUGUGUUUAUAAACCCGAAUUCCAAAGGGGAGUGUGGGUGUGGUGAAUCGUUCAUGACUACAGGAAACAAGGGGUCCACUUCGUGAUGUUCUUUACUGAUGUUGGUGGAGGGCUCCAGCCAAUCAUUUUUUGCUAAGUAGAUGGUCCUCGUAAAGCAUGUCGUGUUGCACCAUAGCAACUGAUGAAAUCAUGUAAUGGAUGCAACUAAGUUAACCUUACGUUUCCAUCUUCCCUUAAGCCUGUUGUUACCUGGACUCGUUCAUGUUUGGGAAUAUAUCAGGUGCAAAAGCCCAAAAAGGGGGCAGGAUGAUCAUA